Messenger RNA from Dicrocoelium dendriticum, 1907 nucleotides. NCBI's taxonomy places the organism in Eukaryota, Metazoa, Platyhelminthes, Trematoda, Plagiorchiida, Dicrocoeliidae. The record is from the annotation of a GenBank genome assembly.
AUGGGGAAGAAGCAACAUCAAAAGGACAAGUUGUACGUGACUUGUACCGAGUGGAGUACACUGUACGGAGGAAAGCGUGCGGCCGAAGACAAACGACGUUUUAGACGCUUGCCGUUUCACUGUUGCAGCAUCACUUUUCAACCCUUCAAAAACCCUUAUUGUACUAAAGAGGGUAUCAUAUUCGAUCUUGACAUGGAAUCAAUCCAGUCACUGGAAAGGAACUCUGACGGAAAGUUUCAUUGCCCAGUCACUUUCAAAGUUUUCAAUGAGAACACCCAUAUCGUUGCAAUUAGGUCCACUGGAAAUGUCUACUCAUAUGAGGUGGUAGCCGUUCAUCGUCUCAAUGUGAAAAGUAACAACUAUUACGACUUGUUGAGCUCCGAACCGUUUGCGAAGGAUGACAUUAUCACGAUUCAGGACCCUACUAAUCUGGAUAAGUUCAAUAUUUCUGCUUUUUAUCAUGUGCAACAUGCGGAGGAAGCUAAAGAUGAAUGUAAUACAACGGUUAUCCGGCAACUUAAUCAAGAAACCAAGGAAACGUUGGCCGAACUGCCCAAAGACCUUCAUAUUCCCGAUUACAUGUUGUCUAACAAGCCUGCUGCUCCUGCUUCGCAGAAAAGGGAUUCUUUCAACACGGCUUCCUAUUCCACAGGGAAAGCAGCGGCCUCCCUCACCUCUACCGUAAUGGAGCCGGUGACCAAAGUUGAGCCUGCCAUUUUGGAAGAUGAUGUUGUUCGGUACAAGUACGUAAAGAAGAAGGGCUAUGUUAGUUUGAUAACAUCACACGGAAAGCUCAAUUUGGAACUGCAUUGUGAUUUAGUCCCCAAAACUUGUGAAAACUUUAUUAGACUUUGCGAAUCCGGGUAUUACAACGACACUACAUUCCACAGAAUUAUACGCUACUUUAUUAUUCAGGGUGGGGAUCCGAGUGGUUCCGGCUUCGGCGGGGAAUCUAUCUGGGGAAAGCCUUUCGCUGACGAGUUUGUUCCUAACCUGACUCAUGAUUCCCGGGGAGUUCUAUCAAUGGCGAACUCUGGACCGAACACGAAUCAAUCACAGUUUUUCAUUACCUUCAGAAAGUGCAACCAAUUAGAUAGGAAACACACUGUUUUUGGAAAAGUCGUCGGUGGUGCUGACACACUAAAUAAGGUAGAAAUGCUAGAAACGGAUAAAGAUGAUCGCCCACUGGUGAGUUAGCCUGGUUUAAAUAGUCUCCACUUCUGAAUGACUGUUUAGCCUACAAUCCGUUGAAAUGUCUUCGCAGUGUUUUCAAGUAUACAGCUCAAUUAUUUGUUUACAUAUGUUAGUUGCAGAAAUUCAACUCUCUUACACCUGCCGCUUUUUAAGCGAUUCUGGUUAAGGCGAUGUCGUUCCCCACAAGCUCCAUUCCUCAGCUAAUAUCAGAAAGCAACGGCCUCAACGCAAAUGCCUGUUGAAGAACCAGCUACCGAGACGAUACAAUUAGCGUAAAGAUCAGUACAUAUCUAUUGGUUAACUCAGGAUUGUUCGACUUUUAAAACGGAUAGUUCAGCUGCAAAAAUUGGCAGUUUAAUACCGCACCGCCCGGUAAAAUAAUAGGUACGUGGUGCCUCACGUGACAAAUUUGAUAUUUUUUGAAAUAUCUUGGUGCUUCUGCUGAACAUUGUUUGCUUAAAUCGUCCGCUCAUUGGAAAAAUGGGAUUUUAUGGAAUAAUUGACAUCUCCCCGAACACCUCUUUUGAGAUCGUGGUAGCGGCAUGAGCUUGUAGCCUUGGAUUUAUUUAUAGAUUCGAAGACAAUGUCCUUCGUUCUUCGGCCCACUAAAUGUGAUGUAAUGCCUGGGGAGGUAACUCUGAAUUGGCGAUUGUUUCGUUCGGCUGACUGCGUCCUCCGUAUCACUUUUCGGAAGAAGUUCAACUUUUGCGUUG